This is a messenger RNA of Rotaria sp. Silwood2, 423 nucleotides long. NCBI's taxonomy places the organism in Eukaryota, Metazoa, Rotifera, Eurotatoria, Philodinida, Philodinidae. The record is from the annotation of a GenBank genome assembly.
AUGCCGGGUGCUAAUGAUUGGAACGAAUCUUUAUGCGGUUGUUUUGAUGAUUGCAGUUCAUGUUGUUAUGGUUUUUUUUGUACACCAUGUUUAUUUGGUUCAAAUGCAAAGAAAAUAAGUGGUCAUAAUUGUGUUGUUAUGUGUUGUUUAUAUUCAAUUUUAACGAGUUGUUAUUUAUGUUGGUUACCACAUUUAUUUGAACGUCAAGCAUUCCGUGAAAAAUAUAAUUUAAUAGAAAAUCCAUCAUGUGGAGAUUGUCCAACAACAUUAUGUUGUGGUCCAUGUGCAAUUUGUCAAGAAGCACGAGAAAUAAAAUCACGAAAAAGAGGUGGUGUUACUUAUUCAACAGGUGCUCCAACUGUCGUUUCUCAACCAGUACCAGUUCAACGAGGUGUUUAUCCUGAUACUCAUCGCAAUUUCUAA